Messenger RNA from Hibiscus syriacus, 1515 nucleotides. Its product is annotated as probable receptor-like protein kinase At4g10390. NCBI's taxonomy places the organism in Eukaryota, Viridiplantae, Streptophyta, Magnoliopsida, Malvales, Malvaceae. Gene Ontology annotation, molecular function: ATP binding; protein kinase activity. Bases 116 to 1438 code for a protein of 440 amino acids. The transcript has 2 exons. The record is from RefSeq and is a predicted model, not a curated record. Gene Ontology annotation, cellular component: plasma membrane. Gene Ontology annotation, biological process: protein phosphorylation.
GCAAACGGCAUAUUAGGCGUAAAAGAGAAGAACCUCUGUGGCUUUCCAAGGAGGCUUCCAGUAUUCAUCCUUUGUCUCUUUGUGUUCUCUCUCACGUCUUACAUCGGAAUAUUAGAUGGAGGUUUGUCGGAUUAUGCGCGUCACCAUGGCUACAUCUUUGACCACUCACAAAUCUAGGGUAUGGAUUUUAUGUCUUUCGAAAUUUGUCUGCUGGUACCCUCCCAUUCCCUCCAUUUUCUUAUUACUAUCAAUGCUCAUUCUAUCAUCUACGCUCACUUUCUGCGUCGCUUCCCCCUCUUCCAGUGACCCUCCGACAACCUCUUUAAAAACAAUCCAACACCACCUUCCCUAUCAAAUCGUUAUCCUCAUCAUACUCUCUCUCGUCUUUGUUCUAGCCUUGUUGUUUGCCAUGGGGUUUCUGUUCAAAUUUCUUAAGCUUAGGAAAUUCCGACGAGGUAAGCCCACGUCGGACACUCAUCCUGAUCAAAACAAGGGGAAAGAUUCCGUUGUCGAUGGAGAAGGGUUUGUCAGGAAAUUCAAGUGGGACGAGAUUAAGGAUGCCACCAAGGAUUUCUCACUUGUAAUCGGUCAAGGAGGGUUCAGCAAUGUCUACUUGGCUAACUUGUCUGGUUCAAGACAAGGAGCAGUAAAGGUCCACGUCGGUAGUGAUCGACUAAACCAAGUGUUCAAACAAGAACUGGAUAUCUUGCUCCGUCUCCGUCACAACAACAUCGUCAAACUUCUCGGUUACUGCGAUGAUCUAGAGGAAGGGGCCAUGGUGUUUGAGUACAUUCCUAAUGGAAACUUACAACAAAAGUUACACGAAAGGAAUAAGGAAGUACUUCCGUGGAAGAACCGCACGGCCAUAGCUUACCAACUUGCUCAAGCAAUCGAAUACCUACACGAGAAAUGCAGCCUCCAAAUAGUUCAUGGCGACAUCAAAGCUUCAAAUAUCUUGUUGGAUGAGCAAUUUAACUGUAAACUAUGCGAUUUUGGGUCAUCAAAGAUGGGGUUUUCGUCGACGGUGAUGCCACCCUAUUGUUCUAGGAUGAAGCAAGUGAUGAUAGGCUCACCUGGUUACACUGACCCUCAUUACUUAAGGACUGGGUUCGCCUCCAAAAAGAACGAUGUGUACAGCUUGGGUGUUAUCAUACUGGAACUUGUUACUGGUAUGGAAGCUUUUUGCCCUGAGAGGGGACAAUUAUUGACAUCAAUAUUGGCACCCAAUUUAAGAGCCAUUGAGGCGGAGAUGAAAGUGGAGGAAUUGGUGGAUCCACAUUUGGGUGGUGAGUUUGAGUUGGAAGAAGCUGAGGUUAUGGUUUCAAUUGCUGCACUCUGCCUUCACCAGUCUCCCAUUGUUAGGCCUUCGGCUUCUCAAAUCAUGGAAUUAAUGAAGGAGAAGAUCACUUCCAUCAACAUCUUGGAUUGCCACAAAUAAUCAAUAUCGUCUUUUAUCGGGGCGUUUUCCGGUUUCAAAAAAUUGAAAUUGUUUCUACUUAGUUAAAUGUUUCAGGG